Molecule: messenger RNA, 2489 nt
Organism: Agelaius phoeniceus (red-winged blackbird)
Lineage: Eukaryota; Metazoa; Chordata; Aves; Passeriformes; Icteridae
Gene: CEP85
Product: centrosomal protein 85
Cellular component (GO): centrosome
Source: RefSeq, a predicted model, not a curated record
AUGGCUGCUCCUGAGAAAGAUCCAGACCUGAGGCUGCUGCAGAAGAAUCCCUUGGACCCCAGCAGCUGUCAGCAGAGCCGCUUCCUGGAGGGCGAGUGGAAGGCAGCCAUGGUGUCCCUGAGGUCCCUGAGCCGCUGCCCCAGCGUGGCCGAGAGCAGGGACGGGGGCAUUGGCACCUCCUGCUCGGACAGCACCGAGGACUUCUGCAACUCCAGUAGCGGUUCCUCAUUCCGCCCCAUCAAAGCCCAGGUGACCAUUCCAACGGCCCACGUUAUGCCGUCCACGCUGGGCGCCUCGCCCUCCAAGCUGUGCCCUGCCGGGGACCAGGGCUGUGCGCAGCCUGCCGGGCCAGGGCUCGCCAGGAACGGGGACCUGAGCGCCGCCAAGUCGUCUCAGGUGCCCCCCCGGGAGCGGCUGCGUCUCUGCAGGGCCUCGGGGGACAGCGGCUGCGAGCACGCCCGGCCUCCCACCACCGAUCGCGCCCGCGCGGAGGGAGCCUGGCAGUUCGACACCCCUGCCAUCGAGCAGACCCUGAACCAGUCUCUGCUCCUGGACAGCCUGUGCCCUGAGCCUCUGCACAGGUGCCAGCAGUUCACCCCGAGCUCCGAGGCGGGGAAGGACCAUUGCCAGGUGCUGCCCGAGAGCAAACAGGCGCCGGGCGCCAACGGGGCCUGCGAGCCGCGCGAGGCGCCGUGGCCCAGCGGGAGCAGGGUGCUGCCGGCGGGACUCCAGGCCAACAGUUUCUAUUCCAAACCUGCGGCAGCUCCCCCGGGCCGAGCCUGGGCGCAGGAGGGCUGCACCCUGCACCCCCACCAGGGAGUCUGCCAGCUCAGUGCCUGGAAACAGCAGCUGGACAAGGUGCGGCUGCAGGUGGAGCAGAUGCAGUUACAAAAUGGAGGCACCUGCCCCCAUUCCUCACUGUAUUCCCCAUCCCUGCCUGCACCUGACCCAGCCCAGUGGAUCAAUAUCCUGAACUCCAAUGAAAACCUGCUCAAGGAGAAGGAGCUCCUCAUUGACAGACAGAGGCAGCACAUCUCCCAGCUGGAGCAGAAGGUCCGGGAGAGCGAGCUGCAGGUGCACAGCGCCCUGCUGGGCUGCCCAGCGUCCUAUGGAGACAUCUACAUGCUGAGGAUGCAGGAGCUGCAGCGGGAGAACGCCUUCCUGAGAGCACAGUUCACAGAGAAGACCGAGAGCCUCAGCAAGGAGAAGAUGGAGCUGGAGAGGAAGCUGGCUGCUGCAGAGCUGGAUGUGAAGCUGGCCCGGGAGUCCCUGAAGGAAACGGUGCAGAAACAUGCAGAGGAGUUAAAGAAACAGGAGGAAAGGGUAAAGGGAAGAGACAAACACAUUAAUAACCUUAAAAAGAAAUGCCAGAAGGAAUCUGAACAAAACAGAGAGAGACAGCAGAGAAUUGAGACCCUGGAACGAUACCUGGCUGAUCUCCCAACCCUUGAGGACCACCAGAAACAGAGUCAGAAGCUGAAGGAGUCUGAACUCAAGACCACUGCCCUGCAGGAAACAGUGCUGACACUGGAAACAGAGCUUGGAGAUGUCCAGGCUGCUUUCAGGGAGCAAGAGCUGCAGCUGGAAACCCAAAAGCACAAGGAGAGGGAGCUCCUGUCCACUGUGCACAGCUUGCAGGACAAGUUGCAGCAGUUUGCAAAGAGUGCAGAGAGAGGCCCCCCUGCCCAGGAUGGGGAGAGGCAGAAGAUGGAACAUGACUCUCUGAAGAAGGAGUGUGACUGCCUCAGGAAGAUUGUGGACAAAAAGCAGAAGAAGAUGGAGCAGUUAUCCUUGCAAGUCAAGAACCUGGAAGAACAGGUGGCCCAGGAGGAGGGGACAAGCCAAGCUCUGAAAGAGGAGGCGAUGAGAAGGGAAAAUGCUCUGCAGCAGCUCCGGGCUGCCGUGAAAGAGCUGUCCCUGCAGAACCAGGAGCUGAUUGAGAAGAACCUGACGCUGCAGGAGCAGCUGCGGCAGGCGCAGCUGACGGCGCAGCCCCUGCCUGCUGACACAGCCCGCCUGGCCCAGGAGCUGCACGGGGAGCUGGCCAGCUGCCUGCAGGACUUGCACUCUGUCUACAGCAUCGUCACCCAGAGGGCUCAGGGCAAGGACCCCAACCUCUCUCUGCUCCUGGGCAUCCACUCUGUGCAGCACCCUGUGAAGGAGAAGGACGACCUGCUGAGCCCUGACGGACUGGCCAAGAAGCUGGUGGAGGUAAAACAGCUUCACAAAGAGGUGGAGGACUUGAGGACUGCAAUAUCUGACAGAUACGCUCAGGACAUGGGAGACAACUGCAUCACCCAGUAAAGAGCACUCCCAAAGUAAGACAGGGAAUGAAGACUUGAAACUCUGAGGAGUCUCGUGCUCCUUCAACCCUAAACGUAUUCAGCACUUUACCAUCCCUCUGCUCGGGUACAGGACGUGUGACUUACCUGAUCUGUGAGGAAUCAGGGGGUUUGUGGCCAGAAGUGUUCAGCUGCUGACUGGGGUAA